Messenger RNA from Oncorhynchus gorbuscha (pink salmon), 3451 nucleotides. RefSeq names its product Krueppel-like factor 9. Bases 402 to 1151 code for a protein of 249 amino acids. Gene Ontology annotation, molecular function: DNA-binding transcription factor activity, RNA polymerase II-specific; RNA polymerase II cis-regulatory region sequence-specific DNA binding. The record is from RefSeq and is a predicted model, not a curated record. Gene Ontology annotation, biological process: regulation of transcription by RNA polymerase II. NCBI's taxonomy places the organism in Eukaryota, Metazoa, Chordata, Actinopteri, Salmoniformes, Salmonidae. The transcript is spliced from 2 exons.
CCACGCUGCUGUAUCGGUCGCUUCCACCCACUGAGAUACACAUCCAACACGCCCGCUCUUCACGUCAGUCCGCAACGUCAGAUUGUGCGUGUUGCUCUGUAUCGGUGGGCGUAGGUUUGACCGGCUUUUCAGAGGCAGACACAAUGAGCCCUCGGAUGAUGUAAAGCAUGCAUGUGGGGCUGGAGGCACGGGCACGUUUUGGCAGUAUAGUUUUUUGCUUUUGUUUUAUAUAAUUUCGAGCACACAUAUCGACAAGACUUUGUGACGAUAUAGGGAUAGCUGGAAAAGUCGGUUCAACGAGUUCGUCUGACAUAACGAAGUCGAAAUCUCUGGCUCGUUCCCUUCGAAAACAAAACAACAUUUUACAAAGGACUUGCUAAAGUCAACGACAUAAAACAAGAAUGUCGAUGGUUGCGUAUUCAGAUUACUUAGCCGCCGAAUGUCUGAUGUCGAUCUCUAGCGGUCCCGUCCUACACCGACCCACCCCGGUUGUCCCCGCCGCCCAGCCCCCUCCCCAGGCCGUUCAUCCUGGGGAGCCCGAAGGGUCGAACGAGGACAGGGAGGUGCGCGAGACGCUGAGACUCGAAGGGGCCAACAUGAUGACGGUGGCCGGGAUCCUCACGGACCUCCACGGCAAGUUCCGGUCCAUGUCGGCCUACUCGGAGAGCAGCAACUCCUCAUGUGGGGAGAGCGGCUACACCACGUUGUCUGACUCAACUACCCCAACCAUGACCCCCUCUGCUACUCCAAUUCCUGGACAGUACAAUGCUACUCAACAGCAGUGGGGAGGAGGGACGCCUCGGUCCCCAGUAAAGCGACAUCAGUGCAUUUACGACGGCUGUGACCGAGUUUAUGGAAAAUCAUCUCAUCUGAAAGCCCAUAUCAGAACCCAUACAGGUGAACGUCCCUUUCCCUGUAUUUGGCCCGACUGCCAGAAAAAAUUUGCCCGUUCGGAUGAGCUGGCUCGCCACACGCGCACACACACAGGCGAGAAGCGCUUCCUGUGCCCGCUGUGCGACAAGCGCUUCAUGCGCAGCGACCACUUGAUCAAGCACGCCCGCCGCCACCCUGACUUCCAGCCUUCCAUGCUGGGCCGCAAGGCCUCGUCCCCUGGGGGACAGGGGGCGUCCAGCCUCGCCAUGGGCCAGUAGAGUGCAGGGGUCAGUGGGUUCACUCCCACGUCUAGGGCUGGGGUCAGCAAGGGUAACAGGGAGUGGUCCUAACCAAAGGUCCUAACCAAUCAGAUCCACUAGCCAGGCCUGUCUGUCACAACUCCCCACACAACAGUAUCUACGUGGGGGCACGUUCUCCACCCACCCCGACGGAUGAAGAUGACACCAGUCUCAACGCUCAACUAAUACUCAAAACCUUUAACUGAAAAACACUCACACAUGCAGGGAAUUCUCAAUGUCUUCACUCCUCAGUCUCAGCACACGCAUCAGCCAAAUGUUUUCCUUCCUUUCUCGGCUUAUUUUAGAGUGAUGGUGCUCCAUGCUUUUUUACUGUGGCUGUUUCCUUUCUUGCUAGCGCCAUUUUGUGAUAUUUAACUAGAGGCGUAGAGAGGCUGAGGUCAACUAAAAGUGUAGCAGCUUUGCUGAUCACAUGUCCUCAGUUUCAAGAGGUUGCACAUUCCAUGCAUUUUUGUCGUUGGAAAUUAGUUGGCUUAGUUAUAAAAAAAAAUGUUUUUGUAAUAUCGUAUAUACUGUAUUAUAAUUUUAAAUGCUGGUCAACUUACCUUUCAGUAAUGAUGAUGAAUGGUUUAAACCGCUGAAGACUAGCUGGUUACACACCAUCCUUAUUCAUUCUAGAUCAACUUUUCUUUUUACUAUCCAUGAAACCUUGACGAAUGAUGUUACGGAUGCAAAUGUAUAUAACCUUUAACCUUCUAUUGUAGAGAAUAUCGUGAACAAAUAUUAUAGGAAGUAAAUACUUGUGAUGAAUUGUAGUCCUUAUAUUAGGGGUGACAGACUACACACUUGGAUAGGAUAGCGCUGCCUGUGAGUAAGCGUGUGUCUCUAAUUACAUUUUGUUAGCGAAAGAGAAGACACUUUCUACCGUUUCCACUUGUCUGUCCAUCUAAAUGGACAUGAUUACUUUAUCUCAGUGAACAACACUUCAGGAAAUUCAGAAAGCCUUAAACUAUUUCAUACUUAUUAUUGCACCAUGUUUACAGUUUGAAUCAUUUCUACAGGUUUACGCCGACUCGUCGGCACAUUACAAAUACACAUAUGCAAUAUACCACUUUUAACCAGAGGUUGCUUUUAAUGCUACUUGGCUAAUUUGUGUGAUAGGUUUUCACUGUGUUAAUAUGCUUCUACAAUUGAACACUGUGGAAUUUGAUAAAGAUACAUGUGAUCUUAUUAUAACCAAUGGUUAGGUUAGUCAGACACAUUUGUCCAAGUGCUUCGGGAAAGUGCGAUAAAGGAUAGAUUGGGGUUAUUUUGUGUUUUUUUUCUUUGCUGAGCAUAAUGACUUGGUUCUAUGUAUGUGGCUUUUCUCAGACACUAUGCUCUCAGAGCCUUGUUAUAACUGUAAUUUCUUCCACAGAAAGAUUGAAUUGCGUGACUAUAAGGCACCUCUCUCGUCAUACAGUCCCUCCAAUAUUUUCCUUCUCUGUCUUUACUAACCAACUGACUUUAAUUGAUCAUUCUUGCUGCAUCAUUUGGUUACUGUUAGUUCCAUUGUAAUGGGAUGUACCUUUUUUCAACUUUUAUGUUGAAACGAUUUUGCCAUUUGUACGCUUUUUCACAAGUUCUUAUCUGUUUACAGCUCUUGGUAACUGCUGGCAGUUAUCGAAAACAAAAAUGGGCUGCUUCAAACCAAGCCACAAUAUGACGUAGUGAAAGUGUUUGCUAUGUUUUCAAAUGAAUUGAAAAUGUCUUCAUGGAUGUCAUCAUUUUCCAAAUGUAUUUGUUUAAUUUUCUGACAGCAAGUCUGCCUCGCGCCAAAUUUAUGAUUAUUUCACACAAAGGGUAACAAUUUACCUCGCAAUGUUUGUGUAAUACUUGUCUUCCCUUGGAAAGCAGUUGGACAAAAAGGGACUCCAUUAAGAAACUCACCUUUUCUCAUGAAACGCUUCUAAACACAAUCAAGCCUUAGGUUUGACCUUCCUGUGUUCUUCAAGUGAACACUACACUCUGCCAGGGAAACAAACAUCUCUUUAGUUGUCUUGUCUAUAUUCUGAUGUAUGCUACGUGUACAGAGUUUUGACUGUGCUUAACACUUUUUCCAUAGUAUAUUACUUACCUGUGGUGUUCAAUAGUGCUGAUCAUUACAUUUACAUUUAAGUCAUUUAGCAGACGCUCUUAUCCAGAGCGACUUACAAAUUGGUGCAUUCACCUUAUGACAUCCAGUGGAACAGUCACUUUACAAUAGUGCAUCUAAAUCUUAAAGGGGGGGAGAAGGAUUACUUUAUCCUAUCCUAGGAUCAUCAAUUUUUGCAUCUCACACG